AUGAUGGGAGCUCUGGUGGUUGGAAGCAGCAGCAGCAGCAGCAGCAUCAGCAGCUUCUCCUCUCAUGUGGUCCUCGGAAACCUUGCGAUCGCUCCGUACCCGGAUGCGCACUUACCCCCGGCGGAGCGGCUGUCCCGCAGUGCGCUCUCUCCACCACCUGAGUUUGCGCAUCUACGUGGGGUUUUGCGCCGGAGACAGCUGUACUGCAGAACCGGCUUCCACCUGGAGAUCCACCGGGACGGUACCGUGCAGGGCACCAGGAAGGAUCACAGCACAUUCGGUGUUCUCGAGUUCAUCAGUCUGGCAGUUGGCUUGGUGAGCAUCCGAGGUGUAGAUAGUGGCCUGUACCUGGCCAUGAACAGCAAAGGUCAUCUGUACGGCUCAGAGAAACUGACGGCUGAGAGUGUUUUCCGUGAGCAGUUUGAGGAGAACUGGUACAACACCUACUCGUCCAACCUUUACCGGCAUGGCGAGCGAGGCCCUCACUACUUUGUUGCUCUCAACAAAGACGGCACUUCACGGGAUGGUUCGCGAUCUCGGAGACACCAGCGAUUCACACACUUUCUGCCUCGACCUGUGGACCCUGACCGUGUACCUGAGCUCUACAAGGAAGUCCUGGGACAAAGCUGA
Messenger RNA from Trichomycterus rosablanca, 630 nucleotides. RefSeq names its product fibroblast growth factor 20a (gene fgf20a). Gene Ontology annotation, cellular component: cytoplasm. The transcript has 3 exons. The coding region runs from base 1 to 630 and encodes 209 amino acids. Lineage: Eukaryota; Metazoa; Chordata; Actinopteri; Siluriformes; Trichomycteridae. The record is from RefSeq and is a predicted model, not a curated record. Gene Ontology annotation, biological process: positive regulation of gene expression; cell differentiation; regulation of cell migration. Gene Ontology annotation, molecular function: fibroblast growth factor receptor binding; growth factor activity.